Molecule: messenger RNA, 1751 nt
Organism: Leguminivora glycinivorella
Lineage: Eukaryota; Metazoa; Arthropoda; Insecta; Lepidoptera; Tortricidae
Product: methanethiol oxidase
Exons: 12
Coding region: 130-1545 (471 amino acids)
Molecular function (GO): selenium binding
Source: RefSeq, a predicted model, not a curated record
UCGUUCUAGCAUUUGAUUGUUUACUUGCUCACUUAGAGAGAGUUUAUCAACGUUGUAGGUGUUCGAUUGUGUAUUAUCAUCGAAAAGUAAACUACACUGUGACAUUUUGUGAAAAUACGUCCAGAGAUAAUGGCGUGCUGCAAAGGUCCCGGUUAUUCGUCGCCACUGGACGCGUUCAGGAACGGGCCGCGUGAGGAGCUCCUGUAUGUCGUGUGUGUCCAGCCUGACAAGACUAAAGAGGACUACUUAGCCACCGUCGACGUUGACCCUAAGUCGCCUACGUAUAGCCAGGUCAUCCAUCGCACCUACACCGGCCAUGUGGGUGACGAGUUACACCACAGCGGGUGGAAUGUCUGCUCCAGUUGCCAUGACAACGCGAGCCUGAAGAGGAACCUGCUGAUUCUGCCUGCAUUGGUGUCCAGCAAUGUGUAUGUGGUAGAUGUAGGCACUGAUCCACGCAAACCGAAGCUGCAUAAGGUAAUCGACGGUUCGGAGAUGAGGUCAUUCAACUGCAGUUUCCCUCACACGACGCACUGCCUAGCAUCUGGCGAAAUCAUGAUCUCAACGAUGGGCGAUAAAGACGAAAACGGGAAAGGGGAUUUCGUCCUCAUCGACUCGCAGACUUUGGAAGUGACAGGGACGUGGACAAAAGGGAAAACUGCGCAGUUCGGAUAUGAUUUUUGGUAUCAACCUUACCAUGAUGCUAUGAUAUCUACGGAAUGGGGUACACCUAAAUACUUUAAAACGGGCUUCCACCCAGACGACGUACCCAACCCUCAGAGAUACGGCUCAUCCCUAAACAUGUAUAAGUGGUCAACCCGCGAGCUCCAACAAGUCAUAGAGCUGGGCAAGGAAGGCACGGCUCCCCUCGAGGUCAGAUUCCUCCAUGAUCCUAAAGCCGCACUGGGAUUUGUCGGAUGCGGAGUCGAGGCUAAUGUUUUCAGGUUCAAAAAGAUCCCCGAUGGAAAGUGGAGAGCUGAUAAAAUCAUUGAUGUGCCAGCAAAAAAAGUAUUGCAAGAUGGCGUCGAAACCGAGCUUAAUGGAUUGAUGACCGACAUCCUGCUGUCGUUGGAUGACAAGUAUUUAUACUUCACGUGCUGGCUGCAUGGCGAUGUCCGUCAAUAUGACGUGUCGGAUCCGGAGAACCCAAAGUUGACCGGCCAGGUCUUUUUAGGAGGACAAAUUGCUAGUAGAAACUUAACUGUUGUUGAAGAUAAGGAAAAUAAGGGUCCGUACAAGCAAGUGACGGUGAAAGGCAAGACUCUGCAAGGCAGCCCGCAGAUGCUUCAGCUGUCUCUCGACGGCAAGAGACUCUACGUGUCAUGUUCUCUUUUUUCACCUUGGGAUAAACAGUUCUAUCCGAAAUCAGUCGAAGAGGGCGGCUGGAUAGUAAAACUGGACAUUGAUACCGAAAACGGAGGCAUGACCCUUGAUCCCAACUUCCUCAUCGACUUCGGAAAAGAACCCAACGGGCCGGUCUUGCCCCAUGAAAUGAGGUAUCCGGGAGGGGACUGCACUUCAGACAUUUGGCUGGCUGACAGUUAAUAAACUGCGCACUAUAUUGUGUAACUGUAACACACUGUAAACACUGUAAAAAAAUAUAGGUACCUUUUAAAUUUUUUUAGGUUAUUGUAAAACCUAGGGGAAAACUCUUUUACCUUGUCUUAUAUUCGUAUAAUUGUAUGCUGUCUAUGUGACAAAUGAUUUAUUUUUAUGAUAUUUACAUAAACAAUACAAAAAUCACAACUUAA